Molecule: messenger RNA, 1492 nt
Organism: Peromyscus maniculatus bairdii (prairie deer mouse)
Lineage: Eukaryota; Metazoa; Chordata; Mammalia; Rodentia; Cricetidae
Gene: Actl7a
Product: actin like 7A
Source: RefSeq, a predicted model, not a curated record
GCCUUGUAGCCAGCAGGAUCCGGAGCUUUCUGAGGGCAGUAUGUCUCUGGAGAGCAUGUGGGCUCCACAGGCAGCAGACAUAGGGGAUGGGCCUGCCAAGAAAGCCGGCAACCAGGCCUCCAUGCAGACACAGCUCCUCCAGACUGCCUCCCUAAAGGAUGGCCCAGCAAAGAGGGCAGUAUGGGUUCGUCGGGACAGUGCCGAGACAGAAGCCUCCGCUAAGUCAAAUGGGUCGAAGGACAGGCCCAAGUUAGGGGUGACCAAAGCAGUGGUUGUGGAUCUUGGCACUGGCUUCUGUAAAUGUGGCUUUGCUGGCCUGCCAAAGCCCACUCAUAAGAUCUCAACAACAGUGGGCAAGCCCUACAUGGAGACAGCCAAGACUGGGGAUAAUCGCAAAGAGACCUUCGUGGGGCACGAGCUCCUUAACCCAGAAAUACAUCUCAAGCUGGUCAACCCCCUGCGUCAUGGUAUCAUUGUGGACUGGGACACAGUACAGGACAUCUGGGAAUACCUCUUCCGACAGGAGAUGAAGAUCGCCCCAGAGGAGCAUGCAGUCCUGGUUUCAGACCCACCCCUGAGCCCUCACACCAACAGAGAGAAGUAUGCUGAGAUGCUGUUUGAGACCUUCAACACGCCUGCAAUGCACAUCGCCUACCAAUCCCGCCUGUCCAUGUACUCAUACGGUCGCACCUCCGGCCUGGUGGUGGAGGUUGGCCAUGGUGUGUCCUAUGUGGUUCCCAUCUAUGAGGGUUAUCCUUUGCCUAGCAUCACGGGGAGGCUAGACUAUGCAGGAUCUGACAUGACGGCGUACCUGAUGAGCUUGAUGAACAGCUCUGGAAAAUACUUCACUGAGGACCAUAUCAGUAUUGUGGAGAACAUCAAGACAAAAUGCUGCUUCGUGGCCCUAGACCCCAUUGAGGAGAAGAAAAUCCCUCCCAGUGAACAUGAGAUCCAUUAUACUCUGCCUGAUGGGAAAGACAUCCGUCUGGGCCAGGAGAGGUUCCUCUGCUCAGAGAUGUUCUUCAAGCCAUCUCUGAUCAAGUCCAUGCAGCUGGGCCUCCACACCCAGACAGUGUCCUGCCUUAACAAGUGUGACAUCGCACUCAAACGAGACCUCAUGGGGAACAUCCUGCUCUGUGGGGGAAGCACUAUGCUCAAGGGUUUCCCUAACCGCCUGCAGAAGGAACUGAGCAGCAUGUGUCCCAAUGACCUGCCACAGGUGAACGUUCUGCCUGAGAGAGAUACUGCAGUGUGGACUGGUGGCUCUAUCCUGGCCUCGCUCCAAGGUUUCCAACCACUGUGGGUUCACCGCUUUGAGUACGAGGAACAUGGGCCUUUCUUCCUCUACAGAAGGUGCUUCUGAACUGAUGUAGCAUGGCCACUGUGGUGACAGUGUGUCAGCUUUACUACAUGAGGGAACACCUUUUAUACAUGGUGCUGAGCUGGCAUGUUCAUUCCUGUAGCAUUAAAACCCCCUGGUGUCCCCUUCCUG